Molecule: messenger RNA, 747 nt
Organism: Capronia coronata CBS 617.96
Lineage: Eukaryota; Fungi; Ascomycota; Eurotiomycetes; Chaetothyriales; Herpotrichiellaceae
Exons: 3
Coding region: 1-747 (248 amino acids)
Biological process (GO): 'de novo' protein folding
Cellular component (GO): endoplasmic reticulum; endoplasmic reticulum membrane
Source: RefSeq, a predicted model, not a curated record
AUGAUUACCUCGAUCAAGACAGUCGCCGCCUUUUCUUUGGGCCUGGCUGCCCUCGUGAGAGCGCAGUAUGACACCGCGCUCGUAGGCACAUGGACCACAAAGUCCAGGAAAGUCGUCACUGGCCCGGGCUUCUACGAUCCCGUCGCCGACAGAUUAAUCGAGCCUGAAUUGACUGGCAUCUCCUACUCCUUCACCGUGGAUGGUUACUAUGAGGAGGCUUACUACAGAGCCAUUGCGAAUCCUGCUACACCCCAUUGUCCUUCUGCCGUUAUGCAAUGGCAACACGGCACCUAUUCUCUCCCCGGCAAUGGAAGUAUUGUCCUGGAACCCUUUGCAGUUGACGGCCGUCAACUUACCUCCGCUCCGUGCUCCUACGACCGAUCGAUCUACGUCCGCUACGAACAGGCCGAGCUGUUCAAGUCUUACCAGGUCUCGACGGACAAGUUCCAUAAUGUGCCGCGGCUCGAUCUCUACAAAUUCGAUGGCUCCCCAGUUCAGCCCAUGUAUCUGGUUGCCACCCCUCCGCAAAUGCUGCCCACCCAGACGUUGAACCCUACAUCUACCCCAAGCUCGACGGGCAAGAGCCGAGUGAAGAGGUCGGACGGAGGCGCGCAGGAGCCAUUGAUGCCCAUGGACAAGGGAUCUUUCUUCCUUCCCAAGGAGUACAAUGCGGAUCACUGGUGGUGGGCUGGCGUAGGGCUCACCGCUCUUGGGACGGUACUGUAUAUGCUUCCCACGUCUACCUAG